GAUAUUCUCAUAUCCCACUAAACAAUGGUGGCAUUGAAUAGAACACUGAAACGCUCAGCGUCUCCAGUUCAAGAUGGGAGACAUAAAAGACUUAGAUCAACUUCCUCUAAUGUUCUUCAAUCUUACUCCAGACUCCCCACCAUAAUUGAUAGACCCCCUCCCAAAAGCCAGAGUUUGGAUAUUUUUGUUUGGGGAACAGGUUCAAUGUGUGAACUUGGUCUUGGUCCACAAGCGAAAACGAAGGAAGUCAAACGUCCCAGACUAAACCCUUUCCUCACAAGUGAGAAAUUAGGUGCUGACGGAAUUGUUGACUUUUCAGUUGGAGGAAUGCAUGUUUUAGCAUUAGAUAGCAACAACGUUUUAUGGUCAUGGGGAACCAAUGAUAGCAAAGUCUUAGGUCGCGAUACAACGGGAAAAGAAAACUUGAAAUCCAUGGACGAUGCCGAGGAUUCCGAUGAUGAUGACGGAGAUUUAAACUCGGCAGAGUCCACCCCGGGAAAGGUAGAAAAUUUACCCAAGACGAACAUUAAAAUAGUUCAGGUGGCAGCAACAGAUAACCUCAGCGCUGUAUUGUAUGAAAAUGGAGAAGUUUAUACAUGGGGAACGUUUAGAAGCAAUGAAGGAUUGUUGGGGUAUUCCAAAGAGGUUAACACGCAAGAGUACCCAGCCAAGGUGAACAAUUUGGAAAACAUUGUUCAGUUGGCCACAGGAAAAGACCAUGUAUUAGCCUUGGAUGCCAAGGGGAUUGUGUAUGCUUGGGGAAAUGGGCAGCAGUCUCAACUUGGCCGGAAGAUACUUGAGAGACACAAGUUUACAGCUUUACAACCUCACACAUUUGGCCUCUAUGAUAUCAAAUACAUUGCUAGUGGAGAUUUCCACUGUUUUGCAAUCGAUUCCAAUGGUAAAGUUUUCGCUUGGGGCUUAAACCAAUACGGCCAAUGUGGUAUUACAAACAAGCAAGGCGAACUCGAAGAUGGAUCAGUCAUCCAGAAACCGACAAUCAUCCCUGCUUUGGAAGACAAAAAUAUUGUUGAAAUUGUCGGGGGUGAGCAUCAUUCCUUAGCCUUGACGGGGGAAGGGGAGCUUUUUACUUGGGGAAGAUACGACAUGAAAGAAGUCGGCAUUGCAAAAGAAAACUUGCCUGAUUACACGUACAGGGAUCAACAUGGUCUGCCAAGGUCUGUGCCGAUACCUACCCUCUUGCGUAUUGCCGAUGGAACGCUCAAAUUUAAGGCAAUUGCAGCAGGUUCUCACCACUCUUUUGCCGUCACACGUGAUGGGAUUGUAUACGCUUGGGGGUUUGGUGACACUUAUGGCCCUGGGCUUGGACUUCUUGACGGUGACGUUGAGAUACCAACGCGUAUAUAUAACACAGCAACCAAAGACAUGGACAUUCAAAUCAUUGGCGCUGGUGGUCAAUUCUCUGUUAGCGGAGGUCGCAAACUCUCCGAUACUCACGCCGCGGAAAGAAAUGAAAAAUACGAAAUUUUUGACUAAGACAGGCAAUACAUACAAUUAUCAAAAACGCAAUUGAGCAAAC
Messenger RNA from Metschnikowia bicuspidata var. bicuspidata NRRL YB-4993, 1540 nucleotides. Its product is annotated as Ran guanyl-nucleotide exchange factor. Gene Ontology annotation, molecular function: guanyl-nucleotide exchange factor activity. The record is from RefSeq and is a predicted model, not a curated record. Gene Ontology annotation, cellular component: cytoplasm. Bases 25 to 1497 code for a protein of 490 amino acids. The transcript has a single exon. NCBI's taxonomy places the organism in Eukaryota, Fungi, Ascomycota, Pichiomycetes, Serinales, Metschnikowiaceae.